Pestalotiopsis fici W106-1 is the source of this 1701-nucleotide messenger RNA. RefSeq lists its product as uncharacterized. The transcript has a single exon. Lineage: Eukaryota; Fungi; Ascomycota; Sordariomycetes; Amphisphaeriales; Sporocadaceae. Bases 1 to 1701 code for a protein of 566 amino acids. The record is from RefSeq and is a predicted model, not a curated record.
AUGCAAAUCAGCGUUCAUUUCUUGAAAGCCGCUCUGCUAGGGGCUUUCUGCGUCCUGGGAGGACCACUGGCUGGUCGAGAUGCUGUAGCCCAGCCGACAGUGACCAUAGCCGACGGCACCGUGGUCGGCAUCGUCAGGGACAACACUGAAUCUUUCGCCGGCAUCCCCUUUGCCCAACCGCCUGUGGGCCCUUUGAGGUUGAAACCACCUCAGCGGCUCAACUCCUCCUUUGGCACGCUCGACGCCUCGAGCCCUGGCCCUGCCUGUCCUCAGCAAGUGGUGGAUACAUCGAGCGCUGAUCUUCUUUCACAAGUGCUCGGUUACUUGGUCGACACACCACUGUUCAUGAGUGCACUCAACCAAAGUGAGGAUUGCCUCUUUGCCACUGUCCAACGACCGGCAGGUACAACAGCCGAAGACAAUUUGCCCGUCGUGGUUUGGAUAUUUGGCGGUGGCUUCGAAGUUGGCUGGUCAUCCAUGUAUGAUGGCAUUGGCCUAGUCCAGCGAGGCAUUGAUCUCAACCAACCCUUUGUCUAUGUUGCCAUAGCUUACCGGGUCGGUGGGUUUGGCUUCAUGCCUGGCUCCGAGAUUCUGGAGGAUGGCUCCUCCAAUCUUGGACUCCUCGAUCAACGACUUGCUCUUGAGUGGGUAGCUGACAACAUAGGAGCAUUUGGGGGCGAUCCCGACAAAGUGACACUGUGGGGAGAGUCAGCUGGUGCAAUGUCUAUUUUCGACCAAAUGGCUUUAUACGACGGUGAUCAUACAUAUAACGACAAGCCCUUGUUCCAUGGUGCUAUCAUGAACAGCGGAAGCAUCGUGCCCGCGGCCCCAGUGGAUGCGACCAAGGGGAACGAGGUUUACAGUCAGGUGGUCCAGGCAGCUGGUUGUUCUGAAGCCAGUAGUUCUCUAGAUUGCUUACGCAGCCUCGACUAUGCAGAUUUCCUGGAUGCUGCCAAUAGUGUACCCAACAUCUUGAGCUAUCAAUCAAUAGCACUCUCCUAUCUGCCUCGGCCCGAUGGAAAGGUUCUUACCCAAAGUCCUGAACUGUUGCUUCAGGCUGGGAAGUAUGCAGCUGUACCUGUCAUUAUCGGCGACCAGGAAGACGAGGGAACUCUCUUCAGCAUUUUCCAAAGCAACCUUUCAACGGUGGACGAUAUCAUUGAUUAUCUGCACGAUUAUGCAUUCAUAGAUGCUUCACGAGAAGAAGUUGCCGGCUUUAUCAAUACAUACGACUCCUCUUCAUCGGCGGGGAGUCCUUACAAUACGGGCCCAUUCAAUGAAAUCUACCCCUACUUCAAGCUCAUGGCGUCAGCGAUUGGCGAUAUCGUAUUUACACUUACUCGCCGAGUGUUUCUCUCGGCUUUUGCCACUGCGCAUCCGGAUGUUGCGGCGUGGUCUUACCUCUCGUCCUACGACUACGGCACGCCAAUACUCGGGUCAUUUCAUGGUGGUGACAUUCUGCAAGUGUUUUACGGAAUUUUACCAAACUAUGCCAGCGCUGCAACUCAGACGUACUUUAUCAACUUCAUCACCAACGGGGACCCCAACAUUGGAACAACAGAUUAUCCUCUGUGGCCACAGUGGAGUGAGGCGCGGCAGUUGAUGCAGUUUUGGUCAAUCACUAGUGAUUUCAUCACGGAUGACUUCAGAUCACCAAGCUAUGAGUAUAUACUUAACAAUGGUACAAAUCUGCGUCUCUGA